Molecule: messenger RNA, 5741 nt
Organism: Python bivittatus (Burmese python)
Lineage: Eukaryota; Metazoa; Chordata; Lepidosauria; Squamata; Pythonidae
Source: RefSeq, a predicted model, not a curated record
AACUUUUUUUUAUAUGAUAUUACUAUCACACAAUGUUUUGAAUCCUAUAUGUUCCUGUAAGCGUAUACAUUAAAUCUGAAUUGGAGCUUCCUUUCAGCUACUUAUGAACCAAGCCCUGUUCUGUCAAAACCUAAAGAACACGACUCUAUCAUGCCAGAAGUAGCAGAGAGGAAACCUGUUUCCACUGAGGCUGAUAGUUAUCUUCCUAAUCUGUUGAGCACACCAGAAUUCCCAAUUAGCAGACCUGUUUCAACUGAGGCCGAUAAUUAUCUUCCUAAACUUUUCACAACAUCAGAACUCCCAUUUACUAAGCCUGUAUUGGAACCUAUUACGUUUAGCAAUGAACUUCCAAUAGUAGAUGCAAAGGCAAAGCAUCAUGUUUCCAUCCCUAAAAUAACAGCUACCCCACAUGGGCUACAUCCAAAACCUGAAGAGAAAGAUUAUGCCAGGCAUAAACCUCAGACCAGCACUGAAGUGCCACAGCCUCAGCAUGAUAACAUUGAUGCAGACAUGGAAAAAGUUAUCUUUACAACUGAACAAGCAAAAUCGUCAACAGCUCCUAAGGAAACACAUCAAGUUCCAACCAGACCAACUUCUUCCAGUCCUGGUAUAAUCCCAACGAAAUCCAGUCUAAAAAUCAAACAUCGUGUUCCAUCCAAACCUAAAACUCCCCCCAGUCAAAAAAUACACCAAUCAAAACCAGAAAUUAUUCCAUUCUCUCAAGAUCUUAUUACAACUAUGCUACCUGUUGCCCCUGAAGAGACAAAGGAAACACCUGAUCCAAAACAAACACGACUUCUUCCUUCGAAACCCAAACCGUCUGGCAAACAAGAAAAAUCCCAGACUAAACCUGCUUCAUCUAAACCUCACAGCACAGUAACAGCCACCAAAACUCCACGUUUGAAAACUGCAUCACCCAAAGUAUACCUCACUACUGAAAAACCCAAGAAAACUGUUGUCCAUAGAACAACAUCAGCACCUGCUAGAACAAGAACACCAGGGGGACUAUCCUGGAGUAAAAUCCCAAGAGGUGAUAAAUUAACAAAUGAAGGUGUUGCCAAGCCUCUCAGUACAAGCUCUAGUACUAAGUCCAGAAUACCACUGGAUUCCUCAGUUACAAGAAAAAAACCAGUAGCUACACUACCUGGUUCUCCACGACCUCCCUUAGCUCCUACCUGGCCUACAUCAAUACGAAGAAGACUUUUGCCACCCAACACUGUGACUGGUAAACCUAGCAGUUCAGGAAAUAUCUUGAUGCCACGAGCUUCUUCAUUUCUCACACCUUCUGUAGCGAAACCCACUUGGUCAGGUUCUCUUGUGAAAACAAAUUCAGCUAAAAAGCUACCUACAGCAGCUUCUUCUCCAGAUUACAGUAGCCCAAUGUUCAGUUCUGUCCCUACAACAGAGACUGAUAUUACAGGCACACCAAGGUAUACAGGUGACCACGUGAAAUACUUGCCAAAAAAAGAAGACACUCCAUGCUCCAUCACAGAUACUCUGCAGCACUUUCCAGCAGAGAUGGGGGACAACACAGACCUGGCUACUAGUGCCCCCCAAAAACCUCCCACGAACCUCACUGUGGUGACUGUUGAGGGAUGUCCAUCUUUUAUCAUACUGGAUUGGAAAAAACCAGAAAAUGAAACUGUUACAGAAUAUAAAGUUGUCUCAACAGAAAAUGGAGGCCCAGCUGGAAAAGAUAAGUCCGUUACAACUACAAAUCAAACCCAUUCUACAGUGGAAAACCUGAAACCUAAUACAAGCUAUGAAUUUGUUGUGAUAGCUAGCAACCCUCUUGGGGAAGGCCCAAGUAGUGAAUCAAAGCCAUUUAGAACUGAAUCAGCUGACCCAAGAGUGACAGAGUCUAUUUCAAUGGGAAGAGAUGCAAUUUGGACUGAAGUCAGUUUUAAUUCUGAUGAUUAUUCUGAAUGCAAGGGAAAACAGUAUGUCAAGAGGACUUGGUACAAGAAGUUUGUGGGUGUUCAAUUGUGUAAUUCCCUUCGAUAUAAAAUUUACCUCAGUGAUUCACUUACAGGUACAUUUUAUAAUAUAGGAGAUCAGAGAGGACAUGGAGAAGAUCAUUGUCAAUUUGUGGAUUCAUAUUUAGAUGGAAGGACAGGGCAAAUGCUUCAGCCAGAUCAACUGCCUACCAAAGAUGGUUAUUUUAGAGCUGUUCGUCAAGAACCUGUCCACUUUGGAAAAAUAGGAGCUGCAACACACACUACCUACGUUCAUUGGUAUGAGUGUGGAACUACAAUACCUGGAAAAUGGUAGAACAAGAAACAAAUUGAUGCUCCAUGCUCAGAGAUAAUGUGUCAUGAUAUUACAUACAGAAAUCUAGCGAGAAUACUGGGUUCAAUAGCAUUGGCUGCUUAACUAUAAAUGUUCAGAUUUACAGUUCUGUUGCAGAAAGAACGUAUCAUAAAGUGAUGUCUUGGGAAGCUGGCUCCCUAAUAGUCUCUUAUAAUAUUAAGUACUUAUUGUAAAAGGUGUAGUUUAUUUUUUAUCAUUGUUGUGAUAUUUUGAGGCACCUUUAAUGAAAGGUUGAUCAGAAAAACAUAUUAUCUUCUGAAAUGUAUCAAUGUACAUUGCCAAUGGUCACAUUCUAGCUUCUUUUCAAACACACUUAAAUUAUUCUAUCAGUUAACUAAUGGAAGUUUCUCCUGCUUUAUAAAAAAUCCAGUCCAAUUGAAAAGUUGCUGACUUUAUUCAAACUUUAGAGAAAACUGAUACCUGGCUCUGAUUUCAGAUAUCUUCAAUUAAAAUAUCAUGAAAAAAGCAAAAGAAUCAUGUAACUGAACCCAUACCAAUAACCAUUUUCUUAUCCAAAAUACGUGAUAAAUCUUCCUUAACAUUGUGCAAGAGCUCCUCAAGGCAAGGGAAGUUUCAGUUCGAUAGUACAAACUUUAAUUCUGCAUACCCAGUACACAUUUGACCUAUGGCAGCAAAAAACAUUUAUAAAAUGGCAUUAAAGAUUGGUUGUAUGUAAGAAAGUGUUGGUUCUGAUAGCAUUUACUUUUGGUAUAGGUAGAAGUAAUAUGACUCAGUAUAUUUUUGUCUCCCACUAGUGAUUUGAAUUAAUGCUAACUCAUGGUAAAACACACACACACACACACCCAAAACCACAGCAAUUUAUAGGGAAAAAAAUACAUUGCUACAGCGAAAUAAAGAUGCAAAAGCCUUAAUAAUUGAUUUUUUUGUUAACAGAAGGAUAUUUCUCAAAAUACUGUGCGCUUUGGUAUAGAUAUCUAAAUACAAAGUACAUGUGCACUAUGCCAUUUACAAAAGCUAUGCAAGUAACUCAAGCAGAGUUUUUCCUCCUCAAAGUUCACAGCAGACUCAAUCAGUUCUUGAAGCUGUCUUUGGGAAAAUGGGUAUAUUCAGAUUGACAUGAUAUAUAAAUCUACCACCAGACCAUCAUGUCAAGAAUGCAAUGCCAUUUUAUUUGAGUUAAAUGUAGAGGAACAUGGACUAGUGUGUAGUAUAGAAGACUGUCAAAGCAUAUGCAAAGCACAUAUAUUUAAAAAAUGUUUUCUUUAUAUAAAGUUGAAGAGUAAUGUGAUCUGCUUUAUAGAAUGGAAAAUGAAGACUGUUUUUGAAAAUAAUUUAGCUGCUCCCUGCAUAAAGUGCUAAGUUUAUACUGCUUAAACAUUUAAACAUUAUAAAGAGAUGUAAGUUUUAAUGGUGCUUAGUCAAUGUAUUAAAAUAUAAUAAACAUAAGGAAUAUUGUUUGGUUUACAAAAAAUCUAAGUACACUGCAGGUACAUUGUACUCUUAAUAAAAUAUUUUUAAUCAUAAGUAGUAUUUGAUUUAUUGGUAUAUUCAGUAUACACAAAGCUGAAAAGUACCUAAUUUGAAAUGUCAGAUCAUAAAUCCUAAAGGUAAUCCCCACUCCCAACAUUCAUUCAUUCAUUCAUUCAUUCAUUCAUUGAUCUGAUUAGAAGGCUUUUCAGUGUCCUUCAGGAACAAUAAACAACAGACAUUCGAGACAGUAUUGCUUUAAAUUAUCUGAUGACAGAAUCAAAAUGCAUCAAACCCUACCUCACAAGCUUUAUAAGAUGACCUAUAUCGAGAGACCCCAUCUCAAGGGUCACUUAGAAGGGUUUCAAUAAUUUCACAAGCUUGUCCACAGAAAUAUGAAGGGCUUAUGACAGUAAGUAUCAUAUAGUAAGUGCCAUUUGUAAAUCUUUGCCCAUAUAUAGAAUAUAUACAUGGAGAGCUAGAGGAUUGUGUGGGACUAGGAGAUAGAACGCAGAUAUUUGGAGCUAUCAAGAAAAGUAUCCAAUUGAUCCUUAGAGGAAUGCUUAUGGACAGCACUAUAGUUUAGAUCCUGAAACUUUUAAUUAAGUUCAUGUAUCAGUUUGCCUUGGCAAAAUGUCUUAUCAGAUGCCAAUAAUCAUUAAUCCCUUUUAUUUAAAACACAUCUGAAAAUCAGUAUAGUCAAUUCAAGAAAACUAUAAUGUAGUCUAUAAAGGACACCAAUUUAAUAACUGCAUUUUAUGCUAUCUGAAAGUCCUAAGCACUUUUCAAGGACAACCUCACAUGAUAUAGCUAUUUAAGGCAUGACUCAUGAAGCUGGUACAGUAACUAAAACUAGGUAAAAGCACCCAUAGCUCUCUGAAAUUGGACUAUUACAAUGUGUGCAAGUUGUACACCUUUGCCCAGAACAAAUUCCACUUCCAGCCCUGUGAUGGCUUCUCUAGUAACCAACAGUCUCUUAUCUUACCUGAAUUGAGACUUUGUUAACCCAUAUCCAACUUUAUCCAAAUCAGACAUUCCACAACAUUUUGGCAUUAGGUGGGAAAAAAGAAACAGAUCAGGAUAUUACUAGCAUAACCACUAUAAUGAAACAUUAGACAGUGAGACCUUAAUGCGGAAAAAUGAAAGAAAAAGUAGAUUGGUUCUACUAUUUAUUAAGUGUGGGGAGAUCAGUCAGAUCCAAUUAGCUUGUUGAUUCAAUUCAAAUCGUCAGACUGAAUUGAUUAUUUAAGCAGACCCUUGACAAGGCAGAGACAUUAUGGACUGGCAACUGCUAAGUUCAAGGAAUACAAACCCCUGAAGAAAAAAAGUGUGCAAUUAACACCAACAUGGCCUAAGUGGUUCUGACCAUCUUCUAGCAGCUUAGUUAACCAUAUUUCCAGACUAGGGAUAAUGUGAGUAGUGAUCUAUUUUCACUAGAAACCUCCAACUUGUAUUAAUGUGCAAUACAUGAAGCUUCUCUCACAAACAGGUUAGAAACUUUAACAAGUAGAGUUAACUGUUGAGCGCCUCUAGGCUUCCCCAUGUUUACCCCUGUUGUGCGAGCUGCACUGGCUCCCAGGUUCCUUCUGGGUGCAAUUCAAGGUGCCAGUUAUUACCUUUAAAGCCUUACAUGGCACAGGAUCAGGUUAUUUGCGGGACCACCUUUCCUUUAUGGUACCUGCCUGUCCCACUAGAUUGGAUAGGAUGGGCAUGCUCCAGGUCCCUUCCCUGAAAUAUUGCCACCUAGAGAGACUUAUGAAGCAAGCCUUUUCCACAGCUGCCCCUACUUUAUGGAACACCUUCCUACAGGCGUUAUGGCAGACCCCCACCCUUUUAGUUUUCCAGAAGGCCAUCAAGACCUGGCUCUUUACCAAAACACUGGGGUAGAGUAGUAGAAGCCUGUGGGUGGUUGUUGGGGCACCCUGGGCGGAUGAUUGAGGUGCCAAGGUUUUAGUUUUUGUCUUAUUGUUUUUAUAGUUGUACUGUUGUUGUGAGCCAUCCAG